Sphaerodactylus townsendi is the source of this 3248-nucleotide messenger RNA. Its product is annotated as E3 SUMO-protein ligase ZBED1-like. Gene Ontology annotation, molecular function: DNA binding; protein dimerization activity. NCBI's taxonomy places the organism in Eukaryota, Metazoa, Chordata, Lepidosauria, Squamata, Sphaerodactylidae. The coding region runs from base 260 to 2809 and encodes 849 amino acids. The record is from RefSeq and is a predicted model, not a curated record. The transcript has 6 exons.
CCCCAUUAGGAAUCGAUUUUUGCCCACUGGCUGCUGCUGAGCCCGGCUCGGAGGGGAGGAUGAAGCGCGGCUCGUGAGUCUUCUCCCUCCGGCGCGUGCAGGCGCCUCCCCGCGCCCUCCUACCAGGGGCGGCUGCCAGCCCGCCUCGAGGAGCUGCCGCAGCGGCAUCGAUCCAGCUCCGCCUGAGCCGGGCGAAGGGGCGGAGCGAUACGCCGGCGACUUAUCGGCUGGGGGAGGGGCUCUCUGACGCCACCACACCAUGCAAGUAGCUGAGGAUGCCUGCACCCAUCUGGAGGAUGAGCUGCUCUUUUGUGAAGACUGUCGCCUGUACUUCCGGGACUCCUGCCCGCAGCACGGACCGCCCACCUUUGUGGCUGACUCUCCAGUCCCAGAAAGGGCUCCCUCGCGGGCACUGUUAUCCCUGCCGGAGGGCCUGCUGGUCAAGGAGCGAUCCCAAGGAGGCUUUGGAGUCUGGAAUGCUCUGCCCGCCCUGCCUCGAGGCUGCAUCUUUGGGCCCUACGAGGGCGAAGUGGUCCGGGAGCACGGUGACUGCACCCGUUAUUCCUGGGCGGUGCGGGACAACGGCUACUACUUCUUUAUUGAUGCCUCCGAUGAGUCCAGAUCCAACUGGAUGAGAUACGUAGCAUGUGCCUCCACUGAGGACGAACAGAAUCUGACAGUUUUUCAGCACCGCGGGUACAUCUACUACCGGGUCUGCCAGACCAUACCUGCCGAUACAGAGUUGCUGGUGUGGAUUGGAGAGGAGUAUGCCCGCACGCUGGGAUUGCGCUUGGGUGAGCACUUCAAAUACGAAUUUGGCGAGAAGGAGCUGCUGAUGAAACUCUUCCAGGAGCUUCACCUCAAGACCCCGCCCUCACCACCAGCUUCCCACACCCCCUCCUCCCGUACGCAGUACCUGUGCGGCGAAGCUGCGGCCUCUUCCCUCCUACCCCUCCACAAACCGGGCCUUCCCUCGGGAGGAAGUGCUUUCCCUCUGCUAGAAGGGACCCAAAACCUCGUGGGGUUGGGUCGGGCUCAGAGCCGCUACUGGACUUUUUUUGGGUUCCAGGGCGACGCCUACGGGCGCAUCCUGGACAAGAGCAAAAUCAUCUGCAAGCUGUGUGGGGUCCGGCUGAGCUACAGCGGCAACACCACCAACCUACGCCAGCACCUCAUCUACAAGCACCGGUGCGAGUACAACCAGCUGGUCGGGACGCAAAGCGCCACCCUCGAGAAAGGGGGGGCGGGGCCGACCGAGUUCGGAGCCGCCCGGCCCCCUGCCCCUGGCAGGACCACCCGGGCAGUGGCGGACUUUAUCGUCCUGGACUUGAUGCCGGUGGAGGUGGUGGAAGGAGAAGGCUUUGGGCAGAUGUUGGGCGUCUUGGACCCCAGCUACAAGCCACCGGAUGCCGCCUCCCUGGCGCACACGGUGCUCAAGGACAUGUACACCCAAGUGAAGAGGAAGAUCUGGGAGCUGGUGCGGAUCCUGCCCCAGUGCUCCCUCAGCAUCGACGUGUGGCGGCACAGCAGCACCCUCACCUACCUCACUCUGACUGUGCACUACGUGGACGACUGCUUCGAAGCCCGGGCUCGAGUCCUCUCCAGCCGCCCCGUCCCAGAGGAGCCCAGCGCCGAGAGUCUCGUGGAGGCUCUCGCCGAGGCGGCCAAGGAAUGGGGGGUGCAUGAGAGCACCUCGUAUACCGUCGGGCGCCUCAGCCCCACCACCCAACAAGCCACCGCGGCGCUGGGCUGGACGGCCUUGCCUUGUGUCGGGGAGGCCCUGCGGGCGGCCAUGGAGGCCGUGCUGGGCCAGCCGGCUGCGCAGAGCGCGUUGGAACGGCUCCGCCGUUUGGCCUCCUGGGCUUUGACAGGGGCGGGCCGUGGGGAGAAACUGUGGACCCAGGAGCCCCUCCUGCAGGUCCACCUCAGCCGAUUCCUGAGGGAGGGGGGCAAGUGGCACAGUGUCUACAUGGUCCUCCAGGGCCUGUUGGAUCACAGCGAGCCCCUGGCAGGGUUUGGUCCAGACGGAGAGGUGACGCUGCGUCCCCAGGACUGGGCCGCCCUCCAGGAUACGGUGAAAGUCCUCAAGCCCAUGGCGAUUGCUACCUCGACCUUUACCAAAGACCCCUUUUCCAGCCUCUCCUUGGUCAAGCCCGUGCUGACCAGCCUCUUGUACAAGCACUUGGUGCCCAGCGAGUGGGACUCCGCCCUGGCCCGCGAUGCCAAAGCCGCGGCUCAGAAGGAGCUGAGCCAGCACUUCUCCGAUCCGGAUGUCAACCAAGCCCUGAACUUGGCCUGCGCGCUGGACCCCCGCUUCCGGGGCUUGGAUUUCCUGAGCCACUCGGACCGCGUGGAGACCUUGCAUUUGCUCAAGAUGGAAGCGUCGCGCCUGGCCAGCACCCCUGCCUUUUUGACUGCCGGUCUGCCCGACGUCGCCGCGCCCCCUGCCAAGCAACCGAAGCAAGAUGCUGGCAUCGAGUUCCUCCUGGGAGACCUGUGCAGCGUCCGCAGCGCCUCGGGCGCCGGCUCCGCCCACCAGCAGGCCGAGCAGGAAACGGCCAGCUUCCAAACCAGCAAGGCGUCUGCCCUUGGCCAAGAACCCCUCCAGUGGUGGAAAACACACCACACCCAGUACCCUCUGCUGGCCCGAACAGCCCGCAAGCUGCUCGGCGUGCCUGCCACUUCAGUGCCUGCUGCCUGGCUGUUCAGCAGUGCCGGCGACGCCAUCCAAACCAAGCGUCAAGCCCUGACGCCCGAGCACGUCGACAUGUUGGUGUUUCUCCACGGCAACCGAGCCAUGCUCUAUUAGAACAGGGGGGAGGCGUCAUCUUCCUUUCCAAAGAGUUUUAGAUUUGUUUUUUCCCCUUAAGGGAUUGGGGAAAAGGUACACCUCGUGCUUCCCUUUCUCCCUGCUUCCUUGGCUGGGCUGGAAGAAAUAGCUGAUCACUACCACCCCCUGGAGAGGCAUGGUGUGUGUUUUGGAGAGGAAUAGGGAAGGGAAGAAAUUAUUUUCUGGGGCAGGGGUGUAUGUUUUCAAGAAUGGUUUGGAUUGAAAGUUAUAGUGGCUGUAACUGAAAGAAAAGAAAUAGCUCUAGUGGAGAAAGAGAGCUAGGAGCAGGAAUGGUGUGGUGUGGUGGUUAAGAGCAGGUGGACUCUAAUCUGAAAGGUUUGAGCGGCUGACUCUUAUCUGGUGAACUGGAUGUGUUUCCCCGCUCCUGUACGUGAAGCCUGCUGGGUGGCCUUGGGCC